GAGGAGGAUCCCGGAAGCGGAGGGCGGAUAAUGAGUAUCAGUUCGUGCGGCUGUUGUGCCUGUGGCGGCGUGGCAACCUUAAGGGAGGUCUCCGAUGGCUUCGUGGGUUCCGGGCGUCUGUGCUUUAUUGGCCUUGCUGCUAGUUCCGGCUAGACUGGGAGGAAUCGUCGCUGAUGACAGCGACUGGGUUAAACUACCCAAUAAAUGCGAAGUUUGCAAGUAUGUUGCUGUGGAACUGAAGUCUGCCUUCGAUGAAACUGGCAAGACCAAGGAGGUGAUUGACACAAAAUAUGGCUUUCUGGAUGGCAAAGGAUCCAAAAUCAAGUACACAAAAUCGGACAUUCGACUGAUUGAAGUGAUAGAAAACAUCUGCAAGAGACUAUUGGAGUACAAUUUGCACAAAGAAAGAUCAGGAAGCAACAGAUUUGCAAAGGGUAUGUCUGAGACAUUUCAAACUCUUCAUAACUUGGUGCACAAAGGAGUAAAAGUAGUGAUGGACAUUCCAUAUGACUUAUGGAAUGAAACCUCUGCAGAAGUGGCUGAUCUUAAGAAACAGUGUGAGACAAUGGUGGAAGAAUAUGAAGAUGUGAUUGAAGAUUGGUAUAAAAACCAUCAGCAAGAAGACAUUUCCCAGUUUCUAUGUGCAAAUCACGUGUUGAAAGGAAAGGACACCAGCUGUCUGGAAGAAAUGUGGACUGGGAAGAAAGGAGACAUGGCAAAUGCAGGGCAGAAGAUCAAGAAAAAGGAAGGCAAGGCAAAAAAGCCUUCAAAGAAUAAGAAAGGACCAAUGACUGAUCAAGAAACAGGAAAUAUGCAACCAAGCACAUUAGAGACACCUGAUCAGACUGAAAAGGAAGAUGAUGGUCAGAAAGUGACUUCACUUUCACACAGCACAGAUGAACUGUAGGAUCCUCAGAGGCAUGUUCCAUCCACCCUUGUCUUGUGGGUUUGCAAGCUUGUAUUUGGACCACUGAGAAUUGCUUUGGCCCAAGGGAGUUGCAAGAAGAUCCAUAUUGUAGUGAAGGGGAAAUGGAGAAAUGGGCAAUGAUCAUGAUCACUUGAAACUGAAUUCUUCAGUGUUACUACACCUCAGCAAAGGCAAGGUACAGGAAGCCAGCUUGUUACUUGUAUUCUUUGGUGGACAGUCAAAUUAGAAAUGCUGUGGAAGAUGCAGUUGUGUUUGCCUUUGGAAACUGAGUUUGCUGUCCUCAUUAAUUCCCUAUCCCAUCACUUUUGACUUUGUCUUGCUGGAUAACAUUGGUGAAAGAAGCAUUAGAAAUGAAAAGAAAGCAUAAACGAAGACACUCUGAUCCUGUGGCAGUUCAUUUUUCUGCAUUAUUCCUGGAUUUGGCUAUAACCUUCAGGUCUCUAACUUGUACAUUCUAUUAGGCUAUGAGAUACAUUUAGUACUACCCUUCCUUAUUAAACAGAACAUUGUGUUUGUUUGGGAGGAAUUGAGAAUGAAGGUUCUGUCAGGAUAAAGGGCAUUGAGUUUCUCUCUUGUUUCUUUUUUAAAGUUCUUACAACAAGGAAUUAGUUCUGCAGCCAUUUCAAUAAAAGGAGCAUUUACAGAUGUCUUUGUUGAUGCUUCCAAACCCCCAAAAUUUGUUUCUGGACAUGCUUACCAUUUCCUGAAGUUUUUUUUUUUUUAAAAAAUGUAGGGUAUUUUUUUGCAUGAUUUGUGUUUCAUUUAGUUCCUUCACUGACCUUCCACAUCUGUUCCAGAAAACGUUCAGUGUUCAGAAUGAUGUAACACUGUUUCUUCAAGGGAUUGAAAGGAAUGAGAUAACCGAAGACCUCCAGGUGCAAAGUGGUCAACUAAAGAUCAUGUUCAGACUGAGGUCAAAUGGUUGUUUUGUGUAUGAAUCAUUUAUGAGUUAUUAAUCUUUUAUUGGACAAAACAUAUUUGCAGAGUUGCUGAAAAGUGGUAUUAAAAUAAAGAUGCGUCCUGUAAGAGGAACAGUUGUCUCUUGACUUGUUUCACACAUUAUACUAGGUCAUAAACUUAGUUGUAUAUCAUUGUUAAUGGCUUAGAAUGUUGUGUCUCAUUUAAUAAAUAUUUAUAAACACACAUGA
This is a messenger RNA of Crotalus tigris (Tiger rattlesnake), 2076 nucleotides long. RefSeq names its product canopy FGF signaling regulator 3 (gene CNPY3). Bases 95 to 907 code for a protein of 270 amino acids. NCBI's taxonomy places the organism in Eukaryota, Metazoa, Chordata, Lepidosauria, Squamata, Viperidae. The record is from RefSeq and is a predicted model, not a curated record. The transcript has 6 exons. Gene Ontology annotation, cellular component: endomembrane system. Gene Ontology annotation, molecular function: signaling receptor binding.